AUGGUCUUUAUGAAUUCUCUCCCCUUUGGACCCCUCGGCCUGGAGAUCGCUUCGAGGAAAUCUUCCCAAGCGGUGACAGUGGCUGUGGAGGCACUGCAGCGAGUCAACUUCUACACCCUCAGCAUGCAGGUGGGUCUCGAGGGCAGUGACGUCGUAGAGGUCACCGAAAACGUGCAGGGUGAUGAGGUGCAGCGAGUGGUUGACAAAGGACUUGGCCAUUUAGAGGUUUUCUACCAGGGUGCCAAGUUGCCAUCGCGGGGUGGCAUCACUUUGCUCCAUGCUGGCUGCUUCGAAAAUCCUUGCGAUCUCGCCUUGUGUAGUGUUGAUGUGUGCAAAGUUGCCGCCUGCCCCAGGAAGAUGCCGCCAAACUUUGAAAGCUUUGUGUGGAACACCCCGUCUGGAAGUCUGGAGAUGACUCUCCGCAUUGGCAGCGUGAAGAGCAGCAGUGUGCAUGGAGCAACUUGCAUGCAGUUCACGCUGGCGCCGCGACUGGUCGUAACAAACGCUUCGGACGUGGAUCUUGAGCUCGAGACUCCUGACAAGAUGAAGAUUCGAUGGAGACCGAGCGAGUCUCGGGUGUUGCACUGGAAGGCCAGCCCGGAUGCUGUGGAUCCUUUGGCCACCACCUUCCGCUUCCGGCCCAUCGGAGCAAGUCAGUGCGAAUUUUCCGGAGUCGUCCUGUGCAGCGACGGUUCUGCGGGUUCCACUCCCUUUACGCUGAAGCGUCAGAAAGGAGGGGUGGAGGUGUGGAGCGUGGAUGUAGCGCCGCUUCAUGGCAGCAUGGGUGUGCUGAUUCGUCCUGGAUCCGACUUCAUUGCAGCCAACCUCCUUGAGCACAGGUGCAAGACGAAGGGCGACCAGAAGAGAAAAUUCUGGUACCACCAGGCCAGGUUCGAGCUCAAUGUGAAGCUGGGCCGCGCAGGGAUCUCGCUGAUCGACGAAAGCCCGCCGCGGCCCUGUGAGCUCUUCUUCUUCUCUUUGGACAUGCUGCGGCUCGAGUACCUGAAGGCCAGCGUCAACAAGUGCAGGGAAUCUGCCAGCUACCAGACAGAACCAAUGAUAUGGCCGCUCGUCUGGCUUGACAUCAACCAGCUCCAAAAGCUGCCAGAAAACUUGGAUCUGCUGCUGAGCGCUGCGCAAUUGGAUGUCGACAAGUUGGACUUUACUGUGGAUGAGAAGUGGCUAACGCCUCUGCAGCACUGGCUGUCCCACAGCUUUGGAUCAGGUGGCUUUGACCUUUUCGGAGUUGCUGCAGAGCAGCUCCUGGCCUAUGCUGGCAAGCCCAUCACGGACGGUUACGUGGCUCCAGACGUUCCCGCGGUCGUCCAAGCAGAAGACGUGAAACUCUCUGCAGUCGAUAUGACGGUGUGGUGUUCGCUUCGCCUGAAGUACUUGGAGUUCCUGCCAGUCUAUGUCCGCACGGCACUGAAAGUGCUCUCAUUCAGCAGCUAUUUCACACUGGAUGGAGUCGGCCUUGCCUUGCCUGCCAAGCAUUUGGAACCUCACCGCGGUUCGUUACAGGACUAUGCCAUGACGAUUGCGAGCGACUAUGCCACCUCCAUCUUGGGUCACCUAGCUUCUUUGUUAGGCAAGAGCUCGCUGCUUAAUCUCCCAAAGGCUCCGCUGAAACUGGGUGGGGCUGUAGUGGCAGUCAUGGGCGACAAGCUCACUGACGUGACGACUGGAGCGUCAUCUUUGCUGAGGAAUCUCACCAUGGAUGACGAGUACAUAGCCAAGAAUCGUGAGAAGCAGAAGAUCACUGGUGCAAAUCAAGGCUUCGCAGCAGCCGGCAAGACCUUGAUGGAUGGAGUGGAGGGCAUGUUCGAUGUGGUGACGAAGCCCAUGGAGGGUGCCAAGAAAGAUGGCUUCUGGGGUUUUGCACAAGGCCUAACAAAGGGAGUAGCCGGGACCAUCGUGAAGCCGGUUGCAGCCAUCGGCACCGCAAUCGGAGAGGUUGGCACCGGCCUGGCUUCCACAACAAACACGCUCAAUGACAACGAAGCAAAUCAGCGCCGGCGUGCUCGGCGGAGAUUGCGGUUGCCACGUCUGCUCUUUGGAGAGCUUGGUGAGGUGCGCCCCUUCGUUGACUUCGAGGCUCAACUCUACCAUCGGUAUGGAGAAAACAUCCGUGGUGUUUGCGAAGUGGUGGUCCUAGACAGAGAGGAAAAAGGUGGGGACCUCUUGGUCAGCACCAUGCUGCUCUUCGCAGAUCAGCUUGCAGUGGCAGUGGCAUCCAACCAGGCAGCAGAUGCUGUUCCCAACAAGUUCGAGAGAAUCUUCGGACCUCUCAAAAGCUCUUCCACGGCCAAGGCAGCAACUCUUCGGGGAAUACGCUUCUCCCAGCUGCGGGAGGACGGGCGGCGUAAUAGGGCACUUUCGAAGGGCGGAACUGGGCCACUGAUUGUUGCUGCAAAGCAUUUCAAGGCUGGUCUCAGCGAAGCCGCCAAACAAGCGCUGCUCAGCGGCUUGAACGCUGCUGCAAAGCAGGGGCGCUUAGAGGCCCAUCGCACUUGGGCUCAGCUACGAACGGUCCGACAAACUGACGAGCGCGAGUGA
Messenger RNA from Symbiodinium pilosum, 2556 nucleotides. The record is from the annotation of a GenBank genome assembly. Lineage: Eukaryota; Dinophyceae; Suessiales; Symbiodiniaceae.